Molecule: messenger RNA, 1094 nt
Organism: Cervus elaphus (red deer)
Lineage: Eukaryota; Metazoa; Chordata; Mammalia; Artiodactyla; Cervidae
Product: killer cell lectin-like receptor subfamily F member 1
Exons: 8
Coding region: 72-812 (246 amino acids)
Source: RefSeq, a predicted model, not a curated record
GUAUUCUUGGGCUUCCUGGUGGCUCAGCUGCUCUUAAUGUUGGAGUUUCUCAAGGACAGUACUUAGCACUGAUGUUUGGACAGAUGCAAAACACAGAGGAAUCAAUGAUGCAGAAGCCAAGGAAGCAUCCCUAUCAUUGCCAACGUACGUGGACAUGCAAAGAUAACCCCAAAUGUCCCAAAUGGCAUCAGACUGCUCUGAGACUGACCAGCGUUGCCAUGGUUACACUUGUUGCUACAGUGAUAGGACUAACCGUCUGGGUAAGUCACCUAAGAAUAUAUUCCUGCAGUGACAACCCUAGCGAGAGGUUCAGUAGUGAGAAUGGAACCAAAGACUGCAGCUGCAUGAAUCUUUCUCCCAGGAAGCAGCAGAACAGUACAAACUUCAUAAGAAACCCUAGCCAAAACUUAUGCCCUAAUGACUGGGUGCAGAAGAAAGGGAAAUGCUAUAACUUUUUCAAAACCUAUCAAUCAUGGAUCGAUAGCCAAAAAUUCUGUUCAACAAUGAAAUCACAUCUCUUGGUGAUCCAAGAUAAGGCUGAAUUGGAUUUCUUACAGAGCAAUAUACAAGAUGGAAUUUACUUUUGGAUCGGAUUGAACAUUUCUCAUCCACAAAAGAUGUGGACCUGGCUGGAUGGCACCCCAUUAAAUCUACAAUUGUCACCAGUGAAAUGUCAUUUGCAAGAAAAUACUUCUGUGACUAUUCUCCACUCCAGGCUAAAUUAUAAGGAUUUAAUAUAUAUUUUUAUAGUUCCGUGUGCUGAUCUUAAUCUUAACAUUCAGAACCUUUUUUUCCCCCAAACCAUUGUUUAAUUAUUCAUAUUUCUUCAUGUACUGUAAACUCUGUAAAGUGAAUGAUCUUCAUCAUUGUGCAAACAAGAUGCCUGAUUCGUAAUGGUAGAUAAUUUCUUUUUAUGUUGUCAACUAUGUAUUUGUGACAUGUUCCCCAGCAUCAUUUUUACUAGUUAGGUAGAGCUUCCCCUAGUUUUGAUAAACAAAACCUGCAUACAGAGAAAUAAAGUCACUGCUGUUUUUUCCUUUUUAAAUAAAUGUCAGUGUUAGAUUUACAGACUAAUAAAUAAAAAUUUCCAGGUU